Fragaria vesca subsp. vesca is the source of this 2259-nucleotide messenger RNA. Its product is annotated as protein sel-1 homolog 1-like. The coding region runs from base 1 to 2049 and encodes 682 amino acids. NCBI's taxonomy places the organism in Eukaryota, Viridiplantae, Streptophyta, Magnoliopsida, Rosales, Rosaceae. The transcript has 6 exons. The record is from RefSeq and is a predicted model, not a curated record. Gene Ontology annotation, molecular function: endonuclease activity; protein binding.
AUGAAUCGGAGAUUGGUUUUGGCGGUGGCGGUUUUCUCUCUCUUCGCCGUUUCGAUUUCAGCGCGGCCGUUUGUUCUGGUUCUUUCUCCAGACGACGUCUUGAACAGCCCCGCCGCGCCCGACGGCGACGGAGCGGCAACCGAUCCGACGACUCAGAAUGACUCGGCCGACUGGGACGAGUUCGGCGACUCGGCGUAUCCGCAAUCCGAGGACGAGCUCGACCCGGGCUCGUGGCGGCCGAUCUUCGAACCCGACCCGCUCAAGCCGGAGCCGUACGACCAGUCGGACGAGCAGUACUACUCCACAGUGUCGAAAUUGAUCAAGUCCGUCAGCUCCGGCGACACGGCGCUGAUGGAGGAGGCGGUCUCCGAGAUCGAGGAGUCCGCUUCCCGCGGGGUUCCUCACGCGCGGUCCGUGCUGGGGUUUCUGAUUGGUAGUGGACAGAUGAGGAAGCAGAACAAGGCCAAGGCGUUCACGUAUCACUACUUCGCCGCAGACGGCGGCAAUAUGCAGUCGAAGAUGGCUCUGGCUUAUACUUACUUUAGGCAAGAUAUGUUUGAAAAAGCGGUUAAGCUUUACGCGGAGUUAGCCGAGGCAGCUGUGAAUAGCUUCUUGAUCUCCAAGGACUCUCCGGUGAUUGAGCCGGUGAGGAUCCACAAUGGAGCAGAAGAGAAUAAGGAGGCAUUGAGGAAGAGCCGAGGUGAAGAAGAUGAGGACUUUCAGAUUCUGGAGUAUCAGGCUCAGAAGGGGAAUUCUCUUGCAAUGUAUAAGAUUGGACUGUUUUACUAUUUCGGGCUGAGAGGGUUGCGCCGGGACCAUGCCAAGGCAUUGUCGUGGUUUCUCAAGUCUGUGGAUAAGGGAGAGCCUAGGGCGAUGGAGUUUCUUGGUGAGAUUUAUGCUAGAGGAGCUGGGGUGGAGAGGAAUUACACCAAGGCUCUCGAGUGGCUUUCAUUAGCAUCUAAACAAGAGCUUUAUUCGUCUUAUAAUGGGAUGGGAUAUUUGUAUGUUAAAGGUUAUGGAGUGGAGAAGAAGAACUACACUAAGGCAAAAGAGUACUUUGAGAAGGCUGCUGAGAAUCGAGACGCUGGCGGGCACUAUAACUUAGGAGUACUUUAUCUCAAAGGGAUUGGGGUAAAAAGAGAUGUGAAACUUGCAUGUCAAUACUUCAUUGCGGCUGCUAAUGCAGGUCAACCAAAGGCAUUCUACCAGCUUGCAAAGAUGUUUCAUACUGGAGUGGGGCUUAAGAAAAAUCUUCCCAGGGCCACUGUGUUAUACAAGCUAGUUGCUGAAAGGGGGCCAUGGAGUUCCUUGUCCAGAUGGGCACUGGAGUCGUACUUAAAGGGGGAUGUGGGGAAGGCAUUUUUCUUGUACUCAAGGAUGGCUGAGUUAGGCUAUGAGGUAGCACAAAGUAAUGCUGCAUGGAUUCUUGACAAGUACGGAGAAGAUAGCAUGUGCAUGGGAGAAUCUGGCUUUUGUACAGAUGCAGAAAGACAUCAGCGGGCACAUUCUUUGUGGUGGCAAGCAUCUGAGCAGGGUAAUGAACAUGCUGCUUUGCUGAUUGGGGAUGCAUAUUACUAUGGUCAGGGUACUGAAAGGGAUUAUGAACGUGCAGCAGAGGCUUACAAGCAUGCUAGGUCCCAAUCUAAUGCACAAGCCAUGUUCAACCUGGGCUACAUGCAUGAGCAUGGACAAGGAUUACCUUUGGAUCUCCAUCUAGCCAAACGUUACUAUGAUCAAGCCUUAGAGAUUGAUCCGGCAGCAAAGUUACCAGUCACACUAGCCCUUGCAAGCUUAUGGAUACGAAAGAAUUAUGCCAAUGGAUUUCUGGUCCAUUUGAUUGACUCGUUGCCUGAAGUCUAUCCAAAAUUGGAAGAGUGGAUAGAUAAUGUGUUGCUGGAGGAAGGAAAUGCAACAAUAUUGACUCUUUUUGUUUGUCUCCUCACUGUCCUAUAUCUCCGUGAGCGACAACGCAGGCAUGCUGUAGUAGUCCCUGCUGGAGUGGCUAUGCCGCCCAAUCCAAAUGAACUUGUUGCGCCUGUACCCAAUUAGUUUUUACAGUAAUGAUGCCUCACAAAUCACAUGCUUUUUUGGUUGCUCUGUGUGAACAACAAAUAUUUUCCUCUAGGAUAUAUAUGAUGUACAGGAAUCUGGCCCUCUUGAGGUCUUUCAUUUUUAGGAUUUUACCAAAGAGUUAGGAUGUAAAUGACAGCUUUCGCCUCAUUCGGAACCACGUACUUCACAUUGGAUUUGGUAGUUGCC